GAAAGUUAUCUGACUUAGUCGUCACCAUCGACUCUAUUACCGUAACAUUGGAACCAGAUCCUGUGGGUCGUCACAUCGCUAAAUCAAAGUGGUCGAAUCGUGCAUGAAGGAUAUCUUUCCAGAAGAAGACUUUAUUUUACGCCCUACGAUAUGCUAUUCAUAUGCAAAGAGUUCACUAAGUGUGACAACGACGUUAUCGGUCUCGACCCAGAGAUAGAACAUCUUGAACAUACCGUGCCGCAUUCGACUAAUCAUGGGUUGAGUAGGGGAACGGGCCUGCUCAAUGUUUUUUCACUUCGUAGUCUCAGCUUCCAGUCAGAUGCUUUGAACGCUAUAUUGGGUAUUUUGAAAUUCCUUCGCACCGAGAACGACCCGAUAGGCAGUUUCUGGGGUGUUCCGUUUGGAAGAAGCUCACGCUGCAACAGAGCGACUGACUUUCGUCUGUGCCUCUAUUGGAGGACUUCGGGAUCGAGCGCUAGACGGCGUUACGGCUUCCCAAGUUGGUCGCCCCUGGCGUGGGAAAGAACUGGGAUAACAUUCAACCAAAACCAGUAUCCGCUAUCGGCGACGAGCCUACCGGCAUUCUGGGAACUAUGUGAUCGUCAGUACAAUAAUACAAGAGGUUCGGAAGUAUCACAAGACCUCUUUCUGACAGCGUACAUUGUCCAACUACCUGUAGAACAUGAAGGAGAAUACGAGGGGCGCAGGCACUUGCUCAUUCUUCCCUUCACGUACCUUAAGUGGGAAUCGAAGAUGUGUUGGGCUAUACGUUGGGAUGAUCCGGAGGCCGAAGCCGAGGAGGUGUCAUCAGUGAUGUGUGUCUUCACCGUCGACAGGUACUCGACUAGAAUAUGUUUCACUUUCAUUCUCGUUGAACCAUGUGGAGAGAAAUACAUGCGAAAGGGGACCUGCGAGUGCGAGGUUAGGACAUGUCAGUCAGCGGAAGUAGAGAGGUGGUUGGGAAAUCAGGUCAAGCAAAACAUUGUUCUAGUAUGAGCCUUGCCUGAUGCUAGCGUUUAUCCGAGACUGUGGGGCCCGAGUGAUGCAUGUUGCGAAUGGUAAGGGUGAACGAAAGAGGAGUUAGGAUGCAAGUCUUGAUGCUGAUUCAAACCCAUAUAUUGAAUGGUUGAUAGAAGAUUAUAUGUGAUAUGUAAAUGUUGGUAUAGUGACCGCGGUCAAAUCAGAAUAACACUCACUUGCGUAUCAAAGAGCGAGACGUUAAGCUAUCCUUAUACACAACGCGAAUUCCAUGAGUGUGCUUCUCCCUUACGAGAGAAAUUCCUCCAGCCACAUAUCAGAUUUCUGCUUCGCGAUGGUGGGCUCGGCUUAACCUCAGUCUCGCGAAAAAGAUCCGAUCUUUUC
This is a messenger RNA of Alternaria alternata, 1362 nucleotides long. RefSeq lists its product as hypothetical. NCBI's taxonomy places the organism in Eukaryota, Fungi, Ascomycota, Dothideomycetes, Pleosporales, Pleosporaceae. Bases 151 to 996 code for a protein of 281 amino acids. The record is from RefSeq and is a predicted model, not a curated record. The transcript has 2 exons.